UUCUACUGUAAUCAUAUAAUCAUUUCCGGCGCAUAUCUGAUAUCCCCCCAAAACACCUCUUCUGAAAAUGUCGUCUGGUUCCUCUCAAAAGAACCUUCCACUGCGGGAAAUCCCCGGCGGCUAUGGGUUACCAUUCUUCGGGCCGAUUAAGGAUCGCUACGAUUUCUUCUACAACCUAGGAAUUGACGAGUAUUUCAGAACCCGAAUGGAGAAGUAUAAAUCCACUGUUUUCCGAUGCAACAUGCCACCUGGUCCGUUCAUGGCCAAAGACUCCAAGGUUAUUGCCCUAGUUGACGCUGUCAGCUUCCCCAUCCUUUUCGACGUUUCCAAGGUGGAGAAGCGAGACAUCUUCCAAGGCACCUACAUGGCGUCCACCAAAUUCACCGGCGGCUACCGCGUCUGCUCCUUCCUCGACCCCUCCGAGCCCAAACACGCCAUUCUUAAGGGCCUGUUCAUCAGCACCAUGGCCAAAUUGCACAACAGGUUCCUCCCCUUGUUUUCUAGUAUCGCGGACGACAUGUUCGCGCAAAUCGAGGACGAGAUGAGUAAGAAAGGGGAGUCUAAUUACAACGACAUUAACGAUGUCAAGGCUUUCGAGUUCUUGUUUAGGUUAUAUUGUAACGAUGUGAAACCGUCUGACACAAAACUUGGGACGGGGGCCGCUAAGUCCGUCACGACUUGGCUGCUCCCGCAGAUCGCACCGGUCACCUCGUUCGGGUUCAGUUGGCUGCCCAAUUUCGUCGAGGACUUAUUAAUGCACACUUUUCCCAUCCCAUUUUUCCUAGUCAAAUGCAAGUACAACAAGAUGUACGAUGCUUUCUACCACAACCUCGGACCCCUCCUCGACGACGCCGAGAAGGCCGGCCUGAAAAGAGACGAAGCCUGCCACAACUUCGUCUUCUUCGUCUGCUUCAACUCCUACGCCGCCUUCAAGUUCUUCCUCCCCGAGCUCCUCAAGCACGUCGGCUCCGCCGGCGAGGCCCUCCACCGCCAGCUGGCGGCGGAGAUCCGCGGCGCGGUGGAGCUAGAAGGCGGGAAAAUCACCCUCAACGCGCUAAACAACAUGCCGUUAACCGAAUCCGCAAUCUGGGAAGCUCUCAGGAUCGAACCCCCUAUCCGUUACCAGUACGCUAAAGCCAAACAGGACAUCACAAUCCAGAGCCACGACGCCUCGUACCUUAUCAAGAAAGGAGAAACCAUAUUCGGAUUCCAACCCUUCGCCACCAAAGAUCCCAAGAUUUUCGAAAACCCGGAAACGUAUAUCCCGGAUAGAUUUGUCGGGGACGGAAAAAAGCUGAUCCAGUAUGUUUACUGGUCUAAUGCGAAAGGGACAGACAUUCCGGGGGCGAACGACAAACAGUGUCUGGGAAGGGAAAUGAUUAUUCUACUUUCACGGCUGUUCUUAGCGAAGCUUUUCCUCCGUUACGAUACAUUCACGGUUGAAGUUUCAAAGUACUUGUUCAGCUACACCGUUACAUUCAAGUCCCUAACCAAAGUUACUUCAUUUGCAUAAAAGGGAUUGAACUGUACGGGUCGUGUUGUGGAAUCAGAGAAAUGCUAUUCUCAACCAAUAAAAUAAAACUUUAGUUAUAUAUUAAUGGGAUCUAUCUUGGGUCAAGGAACGAGGUCAUGCGAAGGUCUUAAUCUACUCAGACUCUCACAUGGUCGCGUGAAUUUGCUCCAUGGCAAUCAACUGGAUCUCUCAUUUUCAGGUUGUGUUACGUUAUUAAUAAUUGUCGUCUGUUUCGUCGACACUUUGAAUAUUUGUAUGUUUCUAGAUUAGCGAAUAAGAUUGCCCAUAUGUUAGCUAGGGCGCGCUGUUCGUACUCCGUCUGGUCCGUUUAUUUGGCAUUCUAUAUAUGAUUCCUUAUUGUAUUGAAAUUUAAUUUAAUAAAGUUUUUUGGGUUGGUUUU
This is a messenger RNA of Ipomoea nil (Japanese morning glory), 1913 nucleotides long. Its product is annotated as allene oxide synthase 3-like. The coding region runs from base 68 to 1513 and encodes 481 amino acids. Gene Ontology annotation, biological process: sterol metabolic process. The transcript has a single exon. Lineage: Eukaryota; Viridiplantae; Streptophyta; Magnoliopsida; Solanales; Convolvulaceae. Gene Ontology annotation, molecular function: monooxygenase activity; oxidoreductase activity, acting on paired donors, with incorporation or reduction of molecular oxygen; heme binding. The record is from RefSeq and is a predicted model, not a curated record.